Messenger RNA from Malus domestica (apple), 648 nucleotides. RefSeq names its product cytochrome P450 82A3-like. The record is from RefSeq and is a predicted model, not a curated record. NCBI's taxonomy places the organism in Eukaryota, Viridiplantae, Streptophyta, Magnoliopsida, Rosales, Rosaceae. Gene Ontology annotation, molecular function: oxidoreductase activity, acting on paired donors, with incorporation or reduction of molecular oxygen; iron ion binding; monooxygenase activity.
AUGAAUGCGACUUUUGUAGUAUCGGACGUAAAAGAAUUAGACGUCAACAACCCUAAAAGCCUAAAAAAAGUCCAGGAAGAGAUAGACCAAAAUACUGGCAGAGAAAGGGCAGUAAAAGAAUUAGACGUCGACAACCUGGUCUAUCACCAAGCCGUUAUCAAAGAAACUCUCCGUUUAUACUCUUCCGGACCAACCUUACUGCCCCAUGCAUCGACAGAAGAUUGCUUCACAGCCGGCUACCACAUCCCAGAAAAGACUCGCGUCCUCGUCAACAUUUGGAAGAUUCAUCGACACCCAAAGGUCUGGCCCGAUCCAAAUGAGUUUCGAUCGGAACGAUUUUUCACAACAUACAGCGACAUUGAUGUUAAAGGUCAGAAUUUUGAACUGAUACCAUUUGGCAGUGGAAGAAGAACGUUUGCCGGAAUAGUGCUUGCCCUCAGGAUUAUGCCAUUGAUCCUCGCUUCUUUGCUUCAUGGAUUUGAAAUCGCAACUCCGACGGGUGAGCCAGUUGACAUGCGUGAGUCAAUGGAAUUUACCAACCAUAGAACCUCCCAACUUGAAGUCCUUCUCACUCCGCGCCUUCCUGCUCAAGUAUAUGUAAAUAAGGCAACUUUGCUAUUAUUUAGGGCACAGGUUACAUACAAGUGA